UAUCACCAGACCACCGCGAAGCUGGUUCUUUGCGCCAAAUCGCCUUCCUUGUUCCUUCCCGGCUCACCCACCCGGCGACUGCCCCUUUGCCCUAUGCUCAAGGCGUCCAAACCACAAUGACAAGCCUUCUACUCCUCGCUCGGUACAUGCUUUUUGGUUUGUUCGUGAUAUGCAAUGCGAUAAUUUGUAUAAGUGCGGUUUGGAAUCAUAGUCUCACCACCUCAAGCCAAACGUUGCAAAUCGAUAUCUACCUCGCCUUCUUGGGUGCUUUCGGUCUGGUGUUUGCUGUUACCCUCAUUUUCGUGGAGGUCCUCUUCAACAAUCCGUUCACUACCCGUAUAUGGUUUGAAUCCGGCUGGGUAGCAGUGUUUUGGCUUAUGGAACUCUCCGGUGCGGCCGCCGUGAGCGCGCUUACGAGCAAUGUUCAUUGCAGCAGCAAUAGUGUUUCCACUUCUUUGUGUAUAUCGCAACAUCUGCUUCUGGCUUUCACGUGGAUAUGUACAGGUAUCCUGCUUGCCUACUUUUUUCUCGUCGUCUUCACGACAGUCACAUGCCAACGGGAUAACCAAGAUGUGUGGAACGCCACAGUCCGCCACCUACACUCAUCAGCUAGCCGCCAGUAUCUGAGCAGUCUCAACUCGCCUUCUACAUCACGAUUCAAGAAUGGCUCUGAAUCCUUACCCGCACCGGUAGCGGUGGUUACGUAUGCGCCCAAGCCAAUUCGCCCGGCCGUCCGGCCGGCGUACUUCGAUCAUGACAGAGCAGGCCUGGGAUCGGAGUAUGAGAUUGAAAGAUUCAAAUCUCCGCCCGCUCGGCAAAUGACAGUCCCUGAACAGAUGGUCAUUGACUAUAGAAAUUCGCUUCGUGAAGCUGUUCCCAUCCCUCUGUCCAGCCAUACGCAGAUCUCCACGGUUCGCCCUCUGCCUCGCAUCGCGCCUUUGUCCAUACCUGUAGCUGUUGCUGUACGACCUCGCGAGGAUCCCCAGUAUCCCACUGAUGGCUCAUUUAUGGGCCGACGGGAACUACCAUCGACUGCUGUCUAUCCGAAUGAACACAAUUCCUCGCGGAUAGAACGGCGGGAGUUGCUUGUUCAACCUUCUCCGCUCGGAAACUGGCCACGUCGGGACAUCAUGGAACAACCCGUUACGCACAAAAGGCGGAAUCAGGAUUCCUUGCUGUUCUCUGGGUCCACUGGUGUUCCUCGCGGACAACUUACUCAGCAAUCUACUGAAGCUGGUGCGGGUCACCGUGUACAGUCAGGCUCGACGCCUUCGCAGCAGCCGGGUGCCAGGAGACCGUCUGGACCAAGAUUGCGCCUUCCUUCCAAUGAUUUGACAGUGACAUCGCAGCGGCAGGUACCGCCCUGAAUUUUUCCCCUCCCGGUCAUUACUUAGGUAGGCGUGGUAGUAUUAUUAAGAAAAGAGGCUGCAGUAUUGUUCCCCUAUUGUAUUCCUAAUUAGAGACGAGAGGAGUAGGUUCUUGUAUUGUGAGACGCUUCUCUGAUUGGGAGUGCAUGCUUAUGCUGGAGUUGAUCCCUUGCGAAUAUAUGUGCGGAGACCACCGGCCCAGUGACUGCCACUAUGGAAUGACAUGCUAGCACGAAAAGAAGGCCUAGGCCGCGAGCUGGACAAU
Messenger RNA from Pisolithus orientalis, 1632 nucleotides. RefSeq lists its product as uncharacterized. The record is from RefSeq and is a predicted model, not a curated record. The transcript is spliced from 7 exons. Bases 117 to 1367 code for a protein of 416 amino acids. Lineage: Eukaryota; Fungi; Basidiomycota; Agaricomycetes; Boletales; Pisolithaceae.